Myripristis murdjan (pinecone soldierfish) is the source of this 2369-nucleotide messenger RNA. It is a transcript of the gene dnai7, whose product is annotated as dynein axonemal intermediate chain 7. The transcript has 15 exons. Gene Ontology annotation, molecular function: beta-tubulin binding; microtubule binding. The record is from RefSeq and is a predicted model, not a curated record. The coding region runs from base 1 to 2187 and encodes 728 amino acids. Lineage: Eukaryota; Metazoa; Chordata; Actinopteri; Holocentriformes; Holocentridae. Gene Ontology annotation, cellular component: axoneme.
AUGCUUUGCCUUGGCUCCAAGGCCGCCAAAAAGCAAAAGCAAGGCAAGCUGAGCAAGGCUGAGAAGAAAAGGCUGCAGAAGGAGGAGGAAGAGAAGAGACUGCAAGAGGAAGAGGAGGCCCGGCUGCAGGCAGAGAGAGAGGAACAAGAGAGGUUGGAGAAGGAGAGGAAGAGGCAAGAGGUGCUGGAAAGGCUUGAGUUAAAGGACCAAGAGCGCAGAGAGGACGAGCUGACCGAACUGCGCCAUCUACUGGAAGACAAUCAUAGUGCAGUGACCAAAUGGAAAGCCGAUUCCUGGGAGAAAGCUCAGUGGGAUCGGUACAUGUGCUGUGACGGCACCCCAGACCCAAGAGAGCAGAGGGAAAUAAACACCUACAUCAGCUUGUGGAGAGAUAACCCUGAGGUUAACAUCACACCUGUGCUUGAGCAGUGUGACCACACUCUACAGCUGAUUGAGGAGCUGGAGGGCUGGCUGUAUGAUGUCAGAGAGCCAGCUGAGGGCGACAAGUACCAGGAGACCCUCCUCUCUUUGCAGGAGAUGAUCAGCUCCAAACUCCUCCUUGCCACUGAGGAGAUCCUAAAGAAUGCCUGCAAACACUCCGAAACCGAGAUGAGCAACAUGCAAACCGUGGUCAAAGACAGCAACAUCACACUGUGUCUCUGGGCUAACCUCAAGAAGAGCCUAAGGUGUACAGAUAUCUACUUCGAGGAGGCUGGCAUAGGCUUUGAGCUGUCCAAGCAGCUGGCUGUGAGCAGUAUCGCUGUAAGGAUUCUCCAUACUCGCUACGACCACCUGUCCUGGCUGGCUGGGAUUCCUCCGCUGAGUGCUCGGUCUCUCGCAGGAGGGGAUGGGGUCCCACCGGACAUGGAUUUAUCAGAACAGGGGGAGACAGAAGGAGAGGAGGAGGUGAGGGCAGGCAGUGAAAGCUCCUUGCGGCACCAAGCGGCACAAGAGGAGGCGCAGUCCAUCCACGGGUCUGAAGGGAGGAAGAGUCCACAGAGUAUGCUUUCAGGGAGAAGCAGUGGUAACAAGCCUGUGAACGGCCAGGACAGCCAGAUACAGACACAGAUGGAGGAACUCUCUGUUGAGGACUCUGGUAACACCCAGGUGGAGCUGGUCACUGACAGUGGUGUGAGUGUCCAGGUGGUGGACUUACAGCAGUACACGCCCCUGGGCGGGGUCUUCUACUGGGAUGUUUUCCACCUCCCGCCACAAGCCCAUAGCAUCCAUGACUGGGAAAUCAGACAGAUACUGCACACAAGGCUGCAGGAGUUUGCCUAUCCCAUGAAGCAGUCCAAGGUUCAGGGCUCAGCCUCUAGCAUCACAGAGGACCUCACAUGCCCCCCAGUUGGGGUGUCCGUGACGCUGCCUGACUUUGUCCUCUUCUCGGAAACCCCCCAGGUGGCUCGCUGGGAUGCAGCAGAGAAGCAGUGGAGGAUGGACGGCAUCACCGACUUCAACUAUGAGGCAUCUGAGGCCAAGGUCUCCUUCAAGAUGGACUCUUUCCAUGUCUUCGUGCUGAUGCAGGACACCUACGUCAACCUGCCUUUCCAAAGCUGGGAGCUCCGACCUCUGGGCCAGGACGCGGCUCUGUUCACCGUCAACGCGGCGCUCAUUGACCUCACCAUCACUAUCCAGGGUAACCAGUGCAUGCUGCAGUCAGAGCAAGAUAAAGGCCUCUCUCAUCUCCAAGGGAAGUGGAUGGGAGGCCCUGCCCUGCAGAGAGCCAUGGUCAAUGCUGGGAUCAACAUCUUUGUCAAUGAGUACACUGACAAAUAUGUUAGCACCUGCGGCAAGGACCCGCUGACAGAACAUGCUGCCUACGAGCAGAUGGCGCUUCUCUCUUCUGCCUGCGCUUUCUCAUGGAGCCAGUGGAACGCUAAGUGUGGAGCAGAGCAUCUGGUGAUGCAGGUGUGUGAGCACCACGGCCCCUCCCCUGUCCCUAAAGACUCGUGGAGCCUCUACCUGCUAGGUGCUCAGAGGAAUCAGAAGCUUGAGAUUACAGAGAAGAGCGAGGCUUUUUCUCCAGACCUUUAUCCCGAAAGCGAGUUCCACUCCACGUUCAUCCACAUGCUGCAGGACGACAUGAGCACCGAUGGCACAGCGAGGGCCAGGAACUCCCACUACCUGUUUGUCGACACAGUGCAGAGUCUACUUUGUGCCACCAGACCGCUUAUGUACUCUUAAACCUUAAAACUUUAGAGUAGGAUCUCUGACACAAGGCUACACUUGGGAUUUAAAAUGCAUAACAACACGCAGAUCUCUUGUAGAGUUGGCUACUUUAUUUGUGCAAAGAUUCACGCACCUUCUUUGGAACAUACAAAAGUUUAUGAAGUUGAAAACGGUGAUCACCACAGCAAGAACUGAAG